AUCACACUGGCGCGAGGUCCGUCAACGGUAUAAGUACAGGAUAGUAGCUUCAAUUAUCUCAUUAGUUACGUACGUUCUGUGUUGGAAGAAGCAACGAUCUUCGCUAUGUUGCGAUACGAAUUUCUGCUUCUUCUUCUAUCACUGGCGUUUACGCAGUUCUUUGUUCCUGGCGAUGCGGCGCGAAUACCACGAACGACGCCAGACGAAGCAGCUACCAACAAAUGUAACUAUGAGGCGUGCCAUGCUGUGGAUCCGAAAAAACUCAACAUUCACUUGGUUCCACAUACUCACGAUGACGUCGGUUGGUUGAAGACUGUGGAUCAGUAUUACUUUGGAAGUCGCUCUACUAUUCAAAAGGCCGGUGUGCAGUACAUUCUUGACAGUGUCAUUAAGGCGCUACUAGCUGACCCAAGCAGAAGAUUUAUUUAUGUGGAAACUGCUUACUUAUGGAAAUGGUGGCUACGACAAGAUGAAAAAGUACGCGCUGACGUCAAAAUGCUAAUCAACGAAGGGCGAUUGGAAAUAAUCGGAGGGGCAUGGAGCAUGAACGACGAAGCUUGUACUCAUUAUCAUUCAAUAGUGGAUCAAUUCACAUGGGGAUUCAGGCGACUCAAUGAUACAUUCGGAAGCUGUGCCAGACCACACAUUGGAUGGCAAAUAGAUCCUUUCGGCCACUCAAGAGAACAGGCUUCUCUGUUCGCACAGAUGGGAUUUGAUGGAAUGCUGUUUGGACGUCUUGAUUAUCAGGAUAAGAAUCAGAGAUUGGCAAAUCAAACAAUGGAAUUUAUUUGGAAGAGCAGUUCAAGUUUAGGCAAGCGAGCAAAUUUAUUCACGACUGCGAUGUACAACACUUAUAGCCCCCCACCAGGAUUUUGUUUCGACGUUUUAUGCUCCGACGAACCAAUGAUUGAUGAUCCUGAUAGCCCAGACUAUAACAUCGGCAAAAGGGUGGACGCGUUUCUGGCGUACGCGCAAAGGCAAGCACGUGCCUACAAAACUAAUCACAUUAUUCUCACCAUGGGGGAUGAUUUUCACUAUCAACAGUCUGAAAUGGUAUUCGCUAAUUUAGACAAACUAAUUAGAUACACAAAUGAACGCAAUGGUUCUUUCGUAAAUGUAAUUUACUCGACACCCUCGUGCUAUUUGAAGGCGCUGAACGAUUUGAAACUUGAAUGGCCCACCAAGAGCGAUGACUUCUUCCCCUACUCAAGUGAUCCUCACGCUUUUUGGACCGGCUAUUUCUCGUCGAGACCAACUGUGAAAUACUUUGAGCGCGAAGGAAACAACUUGUUGCAAGCAACCAAACAACUUGUUGCAGCGACAAACUUAAAGAAUUAUGACAAACCCUUGGAACUUUUCCGUGAAGCAAUGGGAGUAAUGCAGCAUCACGAUGCUGUUACCGGCACCGAAAAACAAUUAGUCGCGAACGAUUAUUCUCGUAUAUUAUAUGAGAGUAUGGACUACGCUGAAGAAAUUAUCUCGGAAGCCAUUGGGAAAUGGACGGGAAUGGCAAAUAAUACGGAGGCGUCCUUUAAGAUCUUCACAUGUUUGGAAUUAAACAUCAGUUCAUGUGCGUUUUCUGAGAAAAAUAAUAUAUUUACGGUUGUAGUAUACAAUCCUCUAAGUAGAGAGGUUACUACUCACGUUCGCAUCCCCGUUGAAGGAAAUUCUUACACUGUUCGAUCACUGACUAAUGGAAAGAAUCUAGAAGUGCAGAUAGUACCGAUUCCCGAUGAAGUUCAGAAAAUCCCAGGGAGAAAAAGCAAUGCGAAAAAUGAGCUCGUCUUCCGUGCUAACUAUAUUCCUCCGCUCAGUGUACGAGCUUAUGUAGUUAGAAAAAAAGCGCAGGAAAAUGUAGUUGAACAAUCUGAACCAACCAACUAUAUAAGCAAUGAGAUGUUUAAUAUAUCUGUUAACACUGAUGGUAACUUAAUGAUAAAGUGGAAUGAUCGAGACCUGAACGUCGUACAAUCCUUCCAUUACUACGUAGGAGCAGAGGGUAAUAAUGAGGUCUUCGUUAAUAGGUCAUCCGGCGCAUAUAUCUUUAGACCUAAAGAAGCGUCCGCCAGAAAUUUUGUAUACACUGGAAUGUAUAAAAUAUACAAGGGCCCCGUUGUGGAAGAAAUCCAUCAUAAAAUAAACGAAUGGAUUAGUCAAGUAGUGCGACUUUAUACAGGCCCCGAACAGCACAUCGAAUUCGAUUGGCUUGUUGGACCAAUACCUGUCAAAGAUAAAAUUGGCAAAGAGAUAGUUACGAGAUACUCAAGCAACCUGCAAACAGACAAAACGUUUUAUACGGAUAGCAAUGGGAGAGAGAUGUUAAAACGUGUGAUAAAUUAUCGGCCAACGUGGGACUUGAAAUUGGAGGAGCCGAUAUCUGGAAAUUAUUAUCCGGUGACCAGUAAAAUUUCACUUAAGGAUGAAAAGAAACAAUUAAAGCUGAGUGCUCUUGUCGAUCGUGCCCAAGGUGGAACCAGUUUGGCUGACGGUGUUAUUGAAUUGAUGCUUCACCGAAGACUUUUGAAAGACGACGCGUUUGGUGUAGCCGAGGCAUUGAACGAAACCGCUUUUGGCGAAGGCUUAGUAGUGAGAGGAACGCACUAUAUCUAUGGAAGUAGAAUAAACAGCGAUGAAUACGAAUUGGGAGAGAAGAACUUGGAACUUGAAUUGUCCCAUCAUCCGUGGAUCUUAGGUACUCCCGGUAACUUCAGCAGUGAUAUUGAAAAGGUUUCUGUUAUUAAGAACUACGUAUUGAGUCCAAAUGUGCACCUUCUUACCUUAGAACCAUGGAAAGAUGGCACAAUUCUAUUAAGAUUGGAACAUCUCUUUGAAGUCAAUGAAACACUGAAAAUGUCUCGACCAGUGGAAGUUAACAUUAAGGAUCUAUUCACGACGUUCUCGAUUGUAUCGAUCAAAGAGACCACAUUAGGUGGAAAUCAGCUAUUAAGCGAAAAUAAACCUCUGAAAUGGCAACCAGAGAUAAAUGAGGUUGAAAAUGAAGAAGAAAACGAAAGACAAAUCGUAGAGAUUAAUGACGAUUCAAUCUUGAUUCUCCUAAAACCGAUGGAAAUACGAACGUUUAUCCUUAAAGUAAGGCGAAAAUCUCUUUAACUUUUUAUAACAAAGACAUUUAUUUUUAACAAAAAUAACUUUUUUUAAAAAAUAAAAUUACUUAAUUGUUUUUCCUACUAUACAUAUAUGUAAUAACUAUCACAAAAUGUAAUUACAUAAUGUAGAGUUAUAAUAUAAAAUUGUGUCAAUUUUUUUUAUUCUUCUUAUUAUAAGAAGAUUGAACUGAAGUUGUUGAAAUAUAUACUGAACUGAAUAAAAAACAUUUAAUGA
This is a messenger RNA of Solenopsis invicta (red fire ant), 3342 nucleotides long. It is a transcript of the gene LManII, whose product is annotated as lysosomal alpha-mannosidase. The record is from RefSeq and is a predicted model, not a curated record. Gene Ontology annotation, biological process: mannose metabolic process. NCBI's taxonomy places the organism in Eukaryota, Metazoa, Arthropoda, Insecta, Hymenoptera, Formicidae. Bases 106 to 3111 code for a protein of 1001 amino acids. Gene Ontology annotation, molecular function: alpha-mannosidase activity; carbohydrate binding. The transcript has 17 exons. Gene Ontology annotation, cellular component: lysosome.